This is a messenger RNA of Aspergillus terreus NIH2624, 669 nucleotides long. RefSeq lists its product as uncharacterized. Lineage: Eukaryota; Fungi; Ascomycota; Eurotiomycetes; Eurotiales; Aspergillaceae. The transcript is spliced from 2 exons. The record is from RefSeq and is a predicted model, not a curated record. Bases 1 to 669 code for a protein of 222 amino acids.
AUGGACGGAGACGCCUUCCGCAUGGUGUCUUCGAUGGUCGAGAAAACAAACCGGCUGGUAACUCAGUUUAAGGUUCUGAAGAAACAAGUCUUUAUGUUUCGUGAAUCAACAAAUCCUUUUUCGGAAGGCGCGAAUGGGGGUCACAGUACAUCGACGUCAUCCAGCCAUCCACCCAACCGGGUGGCAGACACCAACGGCCGGAGAAAACGGGCACGUCGGGAGACCAAUGAUUCAGAGCUCGAGAGUGAAAGUACGGAUCAAGUGAAACAAGCCGUCAUUCGAACGCAAAAACGCAAGCGACUUGAUGUGGCUAUUCCCGGCGCAGACGAGGAUGUCCGGCAUGCUACGCCGAUAUCCGCCGAGACAGAGGACAUCUCAGAGGAGGUCCAACGGCGGCUGGAAAUCAAGGAGGAACAGCGACGGAAGCGCAAUUCAAAGGCAACGAAAGAGAAGAGAAAGCGGGAAAGUCUUGAGUCUAUUGGGAGUACGUCGUCUCGUGCCGGAGUGUCGAAACCUCGCAAGAGGGCCCGGGUUGGGAUGGACAUCGACCAAGACGUUACUGUGCCCUGGGAAGAUCAAGAUCGUGGGAGGAAAUGGCAGGAUGAUAAUACUGACGAUGGGAUGAAGGCUUUAUCCGGGGAGAAACGGGAGGUGAAGCGGCGGAGAUAG